CAAACAUAACAAAAACAUAACUGAAAAGUGCUUUCAAAUUGUGUUGCGUGUUUUCGGGUGACAAUCGUAGUUGAAGUCUUGUUUAGUGCACAUCGGGACUGAAGUGUGAGACGGCCGUAGAUAGUGUUUUGUCACGUGUUUACGAAUGAAUGUGACGGCGUAGGCGGCGGGUCGCACUCUCCGUGAGAUAUUCGUGCGCGCGCAGGUCGUCGCGGCCAUGCUGCAUACCUGACGAGAGCGAGCGCGCGAGUCUGCGCGAACGGGACACAGAGAGCGCUCCCGGCGCGCGUCAACUUUCCCUGACGAAGAACAACCCUGCGAUGUUUUUGUCGGUGUCAUGACGAGGAUGGGGCGAUGGCACGUGGCGCUGGUCGCGCUGGCGGCGCUCCUGGGCGCGGGCGUCAGCGCCGCCGCAGAGCAGAUGCAGUCCCGCGCCGUCGACACCGGCGUCGACCUUCGCGUGCCCGAAGACCAGCCCGUCGGCACUAUCGUUGGCAGGAUUCCCAUUAAACCUGGGUUUACUUACCGCUUCAAUGAACCUCCCAAGGAAUUCGUCCUAGACCCGGUGUCUGGUGAGAUCAAAACCAACUUGGUUCUCGAUAGGGAAGCGGUAGACCGUUAUGCGUUUGUUGUGUUGUCGAGUCAACCAACUUAUCCGAUAGAAGUGCGAUUGCGGGUGACCGAUGUGAAUGACAAUUAUCCAGAAUUCCCCGAACCGAGUAUAGCGGUUGCGUUUUCCGAGAGUGCCGCGGCCGGGACAAAGUUAUUGCUCGAUGCUGCCACCGAUAUGGAUUUAGGAGAAAAUGGUAUCACGAAUGAUUAUAGAAUAGUAGAUGGUGAUACCGAAGGGAAGUUUAGGUUGAAUGUCACCGUAAAUCCAAGCGGUCAAACAUCUUAUUUACACCUAGAGACAACGGGAAAGUUGGAUCGGGAAACCACCGACUUUUAUAUCCUGAACAUAUCAGCACGUGAUGGUGGUAAGCCACCGAAAUACGGGUAUCUACAAGUGAAUGUAUCUAUUUUAGACGUUAACGAUAAUCCUCCAAUAUUCGAUCAAAGUGACUUUUCAGUGUCUUUGAAUGAGAGUGUACCACCGGGAACUACAGUUCUAAAAGUGACAGCCACGGAUAGUGACUUAGGUGAUAAUAGUAAAAUAACUUACGAAGUGACCGAUACCGAGAGACAAUUUGCAGUGGAUCCGGAGUCCGGGGUAAUCACGACUACGAAGAAGCUAAAUUGUCCUAAGUAUUGUAGUAACACUACUUGCAAUAUGACUUGCGUUCUUACUGUUAUUGCUAAAGAUCAUGGCGUGCCUCGUCAAGAUGCACGGACCUACGUUACUGUCAAUCUCAUAGAUGCCAAUGACCAUGAUCCUGUAAUAACGUUCACGUAUGUUCCUUCGACAGCCAACUUCGCUACUGUAGAUGAAAAUGCCAAAAACGGUUCUCUUGUAGCAGCUAUUACUGUGACUGAUUUAGAUGCAGGUUUGAAUGGUAUUACUAGUAUAAGCAUAGUUGCAGGUAACGAGCUUAACCAUUUUCGUUUGGAAAAUUCAUCCAAUGUGUAUAUAGUACAUGUAAAUGGUGUUUUAGACAGGGAAGAAAUUAGCAAGUAUAAUUUGACUGUUGUUGCUACUGAUAGAGGAUCUCCUCCACGUACAGCUACCUCAUUUUUAGUUAUUCACGUUAAUGAUGUUAAUGACCACGAGCCCGUAUUUGAAAAAUCUGAAUAUUCUACUGUACUGACGGAACUUGCACCUUCAGGAUCUUAUGUGGCCAGUAUAACAGCUACUGAUGAAGAUACAGGGGUGAAUGCUGAGAUAUUUUAUGAUUUCUAUGAUGGAAAUCAACAGCAGUGGUUUACCAUCGAUCACUUGACCGGCUUAGUUACAACAAAAUCAAUGUUAGACCGUGAGAUUCAAGGAACUGUUGAACUGAACGUUUCAGCCAGAGAUGGCGGUCCUAAUCCUAAAUGGGCAUACACUAGACUAAAAAUUACCAUAUUAGAUGAAAAUGAUGAAGCACCGACCUUUUCACAGCCACAAAUCAAUGCCACUUUGCAUGAAAAUAUAAAGCCACAAAAGGAAAUAUUAAUUCUCACUGCAUCUGAUUACGACCAGGGAACUAAUGGUUCUGUAUCUUAUUAUUUGCCAUCAAGUAUUGAGAGAAAAUAUCCUAACACUUUUACAUUGGAUCCUAUAACAGGGCAACUUAGCACAACCAUCGAAUUAGACAGAGAAAGAAUACCAUUGUAUGAAAUUCAAGUGCUUGCAAAAGAUCAAGGGUUUCCUCCUCAAUCUUCCACGGCAACAAUAUUACUAAAAGUUCUAGAUGUAAACGAUAAUGAUCCCAUGUUUUAUCCACAAAGAUACAUUGAAAGUAUCAACGAGGAAAUGCCAGUUGGAACAAAUGUUUUACAAGUAAAAGCAAUGGAUUUAGAUGAAGGCGAAAAUGCCCGAAUCAUGUACAGACUUGAAAGUGGUGGAGACGGGUAUUUCGAUAUAGAGCCAUGGACAGGAAAUAUUGUUUUGCAGAAAGAUUUUAGGAAAGCUCCAGAGACGGUUUAUACCUUGAAAAUAUCCUGUAAAGAUAAAGGAAAUAGACGAGCAUUCGAAGACGCUAUAGUAGAAAUUGUUAAGACAUCUCAACGCAAAAAUCUUCAAUUUGAUGGUUACAACGGUUACACUUUCAAGAUUCUCGAAGAUGAAGGUACCUCAAAAGCAGAAAUUGGGCGUUUUGUAGGAAAAGUAAAUGCUAGAAUAUCCAGUGACACAAUAUCAUAUUACAUCUUGGAAGGUGAUCCAAAACAUGUUUUCAAAAUGGAUGAAAAAACAGGCGUCAUAAUCACUGAUUCUAAUGUUGACCGUGAAGAUAAGAUGACAUAUCAUUUAAAAGUUAUGGCAAAGACCGGAGUAGCGUUCGGAUUUACUACAGUUAACAUUUCAGUGCUAGAUGUUAAUGACAACUAUCCUAUAUUUAUAGAAGAUAAAGACGAAAUUCACAUUCCUGAAAACAUGGCAGUUGGGCAAGAGGUAUACUUUGCCAGAGCUACUGAUCGUGAUUCUGGCUCUAAUAGAACGAUAUUUUACACCCUGAGCUACAAUCCUGAAAACAACUUUAGGAUAUCUGAAACAACAGGAGUAAUUUAUUUAAAUAAACCGAUAUCUAGUGAGCCAGGCACCGUAAUUUUUAUCGAGGUAACGGCAACAGAUAAUGGAAGUCCAGCACUAGCGGCAAAGCAUUCCAUAUCAGUAGUUAUCGAUGACGUCAAUGAUCAUACCCCCGUAUUCGACCACACUUCCUACGAAACUUCACUGCUGGAAUCCACGUUGGUAAACACACGAUUUUUCGCUAUAUCUGCAUCUGAUGCCGAUCUGGGUCCCAGUGGAAGAAUUUCUUACUAUAUCGCAGAAGGAAACACUGAUGGGAAGUUCGGAGUAUUCCCAGAUGGUUAUUUAUAUGUAAAAAGCUUAUUGGACAGGGAAGAACGCGAUUACUACUCAUUAACGAUAAUCGCAACAGAUCACGGGAAACCAGUAAGAUCAUCUCAAGUGCCAGUCGUUAUUCACGUUCUGGAUGAAAAUGAUAAUAGCCCUCAAUUUACUAAUACCACGUUUAUAUUCAAAAUAAAGGAGAACGAACCACCAGAUACAUUUGUUGGAAAAUUAACAGCCACAGACAGGGAUAUUGGCCGCAACGCUGAAUUAACGUUUUCAUUACCAAUCGCGCAAAACGAUUUCCGUAUUGAUUCCAGAAACGGUUUCAUUAAAACGUUAAAAUCAUUCGACAGGGAGAGCUUGGCACAAAAUACGGGGCAAAACUACAUUACAUUGACUGUCACUGUUAGUGAUAACGGUAAAGUUAAAUUGUCUGAUUCCGUAAGAGUAACGAUUUACAUAACAGAUGUCAAUGACAACCCGCCCGUCUUUACGCGAACUCCCUAUAAGGUUGAGGUAUCUGAAGGUGCCGCUGUGGGAGCUUCUAUUAUGCGAGUGUACUCGACAGAUGCUGACGAAGGACUGAAUGGUGACAUUUACUAUAAACUGAUUGGAGGUGAUGAUUCAGGAAAGUUUUCGUUAGAUGAAGCUACGGGUCAAUUACUUAUAAACAAGCCUUUGGAUCGUGAAACCAAAGACCACUAUAAGCUUACGAUAAUGGCCCAUGAUUCCGGUCAGACAAUUCGGUUAUCUGCGACAGCGACAAUCACAGUUGACGUGUUGGAUGAAAAUGACAAUGCACCCGUAUUUACCCAAACACAAAUGAAGGUGUCAGUGUUAGAAACGGAACCCGUGAAUAAGAAAAUAAUUCAAUUUCAUGCGACGGAUGCAGACUUAGGCAUCAAUCAGGAACUUCAGUACUCUAUUACGUCGGGUAAUAGAAAAGACGCCUUUUUUAUCGACAGCUAUUCAGGCGAAUUGUUCUUACACAAACAGUUAGAUUAUGAGGAUUUAACAUCAUAUGUUUUGAAUAUAACUGCCACGGAUAACGGCAAUCCGAGCUUAUCAUCGAGCAUAUUAUUUACUGUAAACGUAAUCGACGCAAAUGACAACGCACCCAUCUUUACCAAUACAGCUAUUGUGCGACAGAUAAGAGAAGGUAUUCCGAAGCAUACUCCAAUAGUGACAGUUACCGCAGAAGACCCAGAUUCUGGCUUAAACGGCAAAGUUUAUUAUUCGAUCACGCACCAAGACCCUAAUGACAGCAAGCGGCACUUUGCCAUAAAUAACAUCACUGGGGUCAUACAUACUUUAUUGCCUAUUGAUAGAGAAAGUAUUGACACGUUCAGAAUAACUGUCGUCGCUUAUGACAGAGCUGAACCACCAUCGGCGCGACUAUCUGCUGAGAAAUUAGUUACUGUAAUCGUCGAAGAUAUUAACGACAAUGCUCCAGUUUUCGUAUCUAUGAACGCUGCCGUGAUCAACACAGAGAGGCUAGGAAGAAGUGCUGGUCGUGGAAUAUUUAUAAUGAACGUAUUAGCGCGUGACUUGGAUUCAGGAACAAAUGGAUUGGUUACUUACAAGCUUAUUCACGGUAGCAACGAGGGAUUCGAUCUGCAUCGAAGUAACGGUGCAUUGACUUUACGUUAUCCUCCUGCGACACCGGAGGCGCGUUGGAAUUUGGUCAUAAAAGCUACGGACGAGGCUGUGUUGAGUGAACAGAAAAGUACUGAAGCUUACCUCAACGUCAUCAUGGGUGGAACAGAGCUGCAAGGUGUUAUGUGGACAAACGUAGGGUCGGUAUCCGUGGCUGAAAACGAACCCGCGGGGACGGCAGUGUUAAACUUGACUAAUAACUAUAAAUCCGGUUUAGAAUAUUACAUAGUGAACGUGACUGGCGAUGGUAGACAAGUGGACAGGCUGUUCGAUAUAGAUUCUUCGUUGGGAAUACUAUCGACGGCAGUGUCUCUGGAUCGAGAAGCUGGUGUGGACCGCUACGAAGUGGAGAUAUGCGCCGUCUCAUCUGGGACGCCGCUAAAAACAACAACGACUAAGGUGGAGGUCGUAAUAUUGGACAAGAACGACAGCCCUCCGGAGUUCAAGAACAUACCGCCUGCUUAUUUGGCAUCGGAGGACAUGGCCCCGGGACAGCGCAUCGCUACCGUCGCUGCCGAGGACCCGGACUCCAUCGGCAGCAUCACGUACAGCAUACAGAACGACGAGCCCACGCCCUUCUCUCUCGACCCCCACUCCGGCCUCCUCACGCUCAAAGACCCUCUAGACAGGGAAACGACUUCUGAGUACCAGAUAAUCGUGAGAGCCGACGACGGCAUCCAGUUCACGGAUGUAACAGUUGUUGUUCAGGUAACGGACACGAAUGACAACCCGCCCGUGUUCAAGGAGAGUGCUUACUCUUUCGACAUUGCCGAAAACGCUGCGAGAGGGGCUAUGGUUGGCACAGUUGCGGCCAUUGACCCCGAUUCAGGACCAAACGCUCAGCUCACCUACACCGUCAUCUCGGACUGGGCUAAUGACGUGUUCUCGCUCAACCCUCAGACAGGGGUGUUCACUUUGACAGCAAGACUGGAUUACGAAGAGACACAACACUACAUAUUGGUGGCGCAAGCGCAAGACAGUGGCCAUCCAUCUCUCUCUGGCACUGUUACUGUUUACGUCAACGUGAUUGAUCUGAACGACAACGCGCCAAUAUUCGACCCCAUGAGCUUUUCUAACGAAAUCUUAGAGGACGUCCCUAUUGGUUCCUCAGUUGUCACCAUAAGCGCCACUGACUUGGAUUCAGGUAUGAAUGGUAAAGUGACGUACAGCAUCAGCUCCGGGGAUGAAGGCCAGGACUUCAGUAUAGCUGAAAACGGCACAAUAUACACCGCAAAGCUACUGGAUAGAGAAACUCUUCCGAUAUACAACCUCGUUGUUACUGCCAAAGACAUGGCGAAGCCGCCGGAACCUCAACUAUCAUCUACUGUACAGGUAACCAUACAACUAAAGGAUGUCAAUGACAUGGCACCUGAGUUUGUUACACCCAAUAUAACAACAGUUUCCGAAAAUAUUCCAUUGAAUACAGUCGUAAUGACCAUAAAAGCUGUCGACAAAGAUGAAGGUAGAAAUGGAUAUGUGGAAUAUUUUAUGACCCCAGAUCCAGAAAUCAAUGGUUAUUUCUCUUUGGGCAAUGUUGAUGGUAUUUUAAGAGCAACGGGAAAACUUGACAGAGAAUUAAAGGCAAGUUAUACGAUAACUGUCACGGCUAAGGACAGAGGCGAUCCACCUAAUGUAACAAAAUCAAAAAUUAAAAUAAAUAUUUUGGACGAGAAUGAUAACAGUCCAGUUUUUGAUCCAAAGCAAUACAGUGCCUCUGUACCAGAAAAUGCAAGUAUUGGAGCAAGCGUCUUACAAGUCUCUGCUACAGAUAUCGAUGAAGGUGCAAAUGGUAGAGUGAGAUAUUCGAUUGCAUCGGGCGAUGAAAAUAGAGAUUUCAGUAUAAGUGAAGACACUGGGAUCGUCAGAGUUGCCAAAAAUCUUAAUUUUGAGAGAAAAUGCCGUUACAUGCUCACAAUAAGAGCUGAAGACUGUGCUAAAGACGAUGUCAGAUUCGAUACGGCUGAAUUAUCUAUUUCAAUUCAAGACAUAAACGAUAACCCACCCACGUUCCUUGAUUCACCGUACUUAGCGUACGUAAUGGAAAAUGUAAUUCCUCCCAACGGCGGGUACAUAAUAACAAUUCAUGCUUAUGACGCUGAUUCACCUCCAUUUAAUAAUCAAGUCCGCUAUUUCAUAAAGGAAGGCGAUGCAGAUCUUUUCAAAAUAAAUGCUUCGUCUGGGCAAAUUUCCUUGUUAAGAACAUUAGAUCGUGAAGCACAGGAUGAAUAUACCUUAGCACUCGUAGCAAUGGAUACUGGUUCACCUCCACUAACUGGAUCCGGGACAGUAAAAAUCGUGGUUCAGGAUGUAAAUGACAAUAGCCCUGAUUUUGAAAGACAAAGUUAUAGAACAAACGUGAAAGAAAAUUUACCAGCUGGAACUGUGAUUCUUAGUCCUAAAGCUACCGACAAAGAUGUUGGGAACAAUGCGAAAAUAAGAUACAGCCUUCUAGGAGAUAAAUCUGAAAGAUUUCAAAUCGACUCUGCGACAGGUGUUAUUUCAACAAAUGCCACGUUAGACCGGGAAGACUGGGAUGUUUAUUACCUGAUUAUAAUGGCGCAAGAUUCGUCAACUACUGAUCCAAGAACUGCUACAGCUAAUCUCACAAUAAUAGUAGAAGACGAAAACGAUAAUACACCGACAUUUGCACAUCCAGUAUACGAAGCUCAUAUAUCCGAUCGAACCGUCAAAGGUGAUUUCGUUUUUGGAGUUAAAGCCAGCGAUAACGAUAUUGGACUAAACAAAAAGAUUGUUUAUGAUUUAAAAGGCGAACAUCAAAAUUUGUUCACAAUUAAUAGAGAAACCGGAGUUAUCAAAGCCAAUGAAAACCUUAUGAAGUUUAAGGAUAAAAGUGGAUCUACUUUUAACUUGCUAAUAAUAGCGACGGACAGCGGGGAAAUUCCAAAACAAAGUACAGCUGAGUUGAUUCUAAUACCCAAAUCAGUCAAGAAUUUCCCGAAAUUUACAGUAACAAAUAAAUUAACUUUUACAUUCUCCGAAGAUACACCGGAGGGAGUUUUGGUAACAAGAUUGUCAGCUACAUCUCCAAAAAAGGGUCCAACUGGCUUACUGCAAUAUGGCAUUGCCGGUGGAAAUGUUGGAGACGCUUUGAGAGUAGAACCUAUGAGCGGUGAAGUCUUUAUAACUGGAAAAGGGCUUGACUAUGAAACAAUGCCUUUGUAUGAAGUUUGGUUUGAAGUAAGAGAUUCUGAUAACCCUCCACUAAAAUCAUUUAUUGAAAUCGAAAUUAAAGUAACAGAUGCAAAUGACAAUCCGCCAGUUAUUGAAAAUGCUUUAUACAAUGCAACUGUAUUAGAAGAAGAAUACCCACCACAACUGGUCAUUAAAAUAGACGCACAUGAUGAUGAUUCUAAUGAAAACGGCAGAAUAUCUUUUAAAUUGCUCAAUGACUGCGAUGAAACAUUUAGAAUAGACCCUGAAAUCGGAGAAAUUUAUACCAACAUAGCUUUGGAUAGAGAGUCGAUUCCGUUUUAUGAACUGAUUGUAGAGGCUGUGGAUCAUGGAGUACCUCAACUCACAGGGACAUCGACAGUUAUUGUAACCGUGUUAGAUAAAAAUGAUAACCCACCACGAUUUACGCGGUUGUUUAGUGUCAAUGUAACAGAAAAUGCGGAAAUCGGAUCAUUCGUCAUAAGGGUCACAAGUUCUGAUCUGGACACUGGCCCAAACGCGAACGCAACGUACACUUUUGUCGAAAAUCCAGGUCAAAAGUUUAUUAUCGACCCUGUAAGUGGAAACGUUACAGUUGCGAGGCCUCUUGAUAGAGAAUUACAAGAUGAGUACAUUCUGAAAGUAGCUGCAACUGAUGGAGCUUGGCGUUCUGAAACACCGUUGACAAUCACAAUACAAGAUCAAAAUGAUAAUGCCCCUGAAUUCGAAUAUUCAUAUUACAGCUUCAACUUUCCGGAGUUGCAACAGAAAAAUAGUUUUGUUGGACAAGUCAUUGCUACUGAUAGAGACAAACAAGGUCCUAAUUCAAUAAUAUCUUACUCAUUACAACAACCAUCUGACUUAUUUUCUAUUGAUCCUGCUACCGGAGAAAUUCUUAGUAAAUUCAAGAUGAAUUAUAAAAGAACCUCGAUCAAUUCAUCACCUGAAAACACUUAUUCUGUUGUCGUUGUAGCUACUGACAACGGAAAACCUCCUAUGUCAUCUGAGUGCUUAGUGACAAUAAAUGUAGUUGACGCUAACAAUAAUGCACCGAAGUUCAAAGAUCAUGAAAAGUUUGUACCUGUACCCAAAGAUGCCACGUCAGGAGAAAGAAUCAUAAAACUAACUGCUGAAGAUAAUAUGGACUUUGGUAUAAAUGCAGAAGUAGAAUAUUAUGUAUCAGGUGGUAACGGCACUGCAUACUUGACCAUAGACAAAAGAAGUGGCUGGAUUAUCGUGAGCAAACAAUUCUACUACCUUGGCCAAUACUACGAACUAAAAAUAAAAGCUGUAGAUCGUGGUGUUCCUCCACAAUCUGAUGAAACCACUGUGAUAUUCGUUGUGACAGGCGAAAAUAUGCACAGCCCUAAAUUCACAGCUCUAAGCUAUCAGGUAAUUGUACCUGAAAACGAACCAGUAGGCGCAUCAAUUCUUACUGUAAGAGCAAGUGACGAAGAUGAAGGCCCUAAUGGGAUUGUCCGAUAUUCCAUCUCAUCUGGAAAUGCUGGAGAAGAAUUCCAAAUUCAUCCGAUAUCCGGAGCCAUCAGUAUAUUGCGUCCACUUGAUUUCGAUACUAUCCAAGAGUACAGACUAAAUAUUACAGCAAAGGAUCUUGGCUUCAAGUCAAAAGAAGCUAUUGCCACACUUACAAUAAUAUUGACCGACAUCAAUGACAACUCUCCUCAAUUCAACCAAACAAGAUAUACUGCGUAUUUACCAGAAAACUCUCCUGUCAACAGUUUUAUAUACAAAGUAACAGCUGUUGAUAUUGAUUCUCCGAAAAACGCAAUCAUCAAAUACUUUAUCAACAAUGACAUGGCUUCGUUAUUCCACAUAGAUGUCAACACUGGAGAAAUAUUUUCUAAAGAAGUAUUCGAUUAUGAAGAAAAACGAGUUUACACUUUAGAGAUUAGAGCUGAAAAUCCUGACUCAAUUAUGCGUAAUACUACUGAAGUAAUAGUUUACAUAACAGGUGUAAAUGAAUAUUAUCCCAAAUUUAAACAACCCGUAUUUCAUUUUGAUGUAUCAGAAUCUGCAGAAGUCGGUGCUAAUGUUGGUGUUAUUCAAGCUACGGACCAAGAUAGUGGAGAUGAUGGAAUAAUAUACUACUUAUUCGUGGGCUCAAGCAAUGACAAGGGCUUCAGUAUUAAUUCCCAAACAGGCGUGAUUCGAGUAGCACGGUAUUUAGACAGAGAAACUCAAAACCGAGUCGUAUUAACAGUUCUAGCGAAAAAUUCUGGUGGAAUACGCGGAAAUGAUACUGAUGAGGCACAAGUUAUCAUAUCUAUUCAAGAUGGCAAUGAUCCACCUGAAUUUUUACGCCACUAUUACGAGGCUACAGUUUCCGAAGGUGCAAGCAUUGGACAGGAAGUAAUUCAAGUUAAAGCAGUAGACAAAGAUGUACGCCCGCAAAAUAACCAAUUUAGCUUCUCCAUAAUAGGAGGAAAUACUAAUCAGGAUUUCAAAAUAGAUCCUCAAACUGGAGAAAUUGAGGUUGUACGGCAGUUAGAUAGAGAAACUUUACCUAUGUACACACUUAUAGUUGGUGCCAUUGAUACUGGAGUGCCACCACAAACUGGUACAGCUACUGUGAAAAUAACUUUGUCAGAUAUAAAUGACAAUGGACCCAUAUUUGAUACUGCAAGUUUCGAGGGAUCUGUUUACGAGAACGAACCACCAAAUACUAGCAUUGCAACGCUUUCUGCUAAAGAUCCUGAUUUACCUCCGAAUGGAGCUCCUUUCUCAUAUGCUGUUGUCGGAGGAAGACAUCAAAGUUAUGUAAGGGUUCACAAGCAUACGGGCGUACUAGUGACGACAAAGAAAAUAGAUAGAGAAUUGACACCCACCCUUGAAGUUGUGAUACAAAUAGAAGAUAGCGGCAAUCCGGUUAUGAAAUCAAAUUAUACAAUAUUUAUUAAGGUAUUAGACAGGAACGAUAAUCCACCAACUCCGAGAUCAGCUCACGUUAUAGUCUUUGCUUUUAAUAACAAAGUGCCUCGUGGUAAGAUUGCUGACGUGAAACCAAACGACCCAGACAUCACAGGAGAUUACAGAUGUAAGAUUAUCAAGGAGUCUACAUCGGAAAACACUCUCUCACUUCUUAGUAUUAGAUCUGGUUGCAACCUAUACACCAACGCUGUUAAACCAGGGCAAGGAUAUUCGUUUUCGGUAUCAGGAAAUGAUGGCGUGCAUAGAGAUGUCAUAUCUUCAAUAAGCGUGGAAUAUUUUUCAUUUGAUAAUAAUACUGUUGAACAAUCCAACACAUUGAGAAUAUUGAAUAUGACAGCAUCAAACUUUUUAACUCAUUACUACCGGAGUUUACUGGAAAUUCUAAAAGAAGGGCUGAAAAGCAAAGAAAGUAUUUACUUGUACAGCAUCAAUGAAGUCGACGGAAACUUAGAUUUGACGAUAGCCACUAAAGGUAAUCACUCAAUUUGGAAAAGAGAAAUGACCGAAAAAUAUUUAAAAGCUAAAGAGUUUCAAAUAACAAAAUUAUUAAAAAGCCAAAUAAUUAUAGCCUACUUCCCGUGCGCUUCUCAACAAUGCAAAAAUGAUGGCCUUUGUACAGAUUCGAUACGAGUAUUAGAUGAUACCAAAAUUAUAGAGAGCCCAUCUCUUAUAUUAUCAUCACCUUUUGUUAGACACGAAUACACUUGUCACUGUACGGACGGUUUCAUAGGAGGCAAUUGUGAAAAGCGUCAAGAUCCGUGUUCACCAAAUCCUUGUCGUUUUGGUGGAAUAUGUCGAAAACAAGGUCACGAUUUCACAUGCACUUGUCCAGCUCGCAGAGAUGGUAAAACUUGUGAGAUGGAAAGAGACGAUGUGUGUAGCAGUAAUCCAUGUAAGAAUGGUGGUUCAUGUAAAGAAAGCGCUGACAGAAACUCAUUCUUUUGCCUAUGUCGCCCUGGAUAUCGUGGUAAUCACUGUGAAGCCUUAGUUGAUUCGUGUCGUCCAAAUCCCUGUAUGCACGGAGGAAUAUGCAUAAGUUUGAAGCCUGGAUAUAAAUGUAGUUGUACAAAUGGACGCUAUGGAACACACUGUGAAAGUACAACAUUCGGAUUUGGUGAACUAUCUUACAUGCAAUUCCCAUCUCUUGAUGCGUCUACCAACGAUAUAACAGUAAUAUUCGCUACUACGAAACCCGAUGCUUUACUGCUGUACAAUUACGGUGGGCAGACUGGUGGAAGAUCAGAUUUUAUAGCCAUCGAGCUGUUGGGAGGAAAGCCAGUGUUUUCAUUUGGUGGCGCUAGAACAUCCAUUACUUCAGUCGCCAUAAUGAAUCCUAAAACCAACUUAGCUGAUGGUAGCUGGUACAAACUCACUGCGACCAGAAAUGGGCGAGUGAUUUCACUGAGUAUAGCGUCUUGUACUGAUCAUGGAGAUGUCUGUACUGAAUGCGACCCUGGUGACGAUUCAUGUUACGAUGAUGAUACUGGACAGGCUGGAACCUUGAACUUUAACAACGAACCUUUACUCAUCGGUGGCCUACACAAAGCAGACCCAGUACUGGAACGCCCCGGACAAAUACAUUCUGAUGAUUUCGUGGGAUGUAUGCACAGUAUCACCAUCAACGGCCGAUUGCUGAACCUAACUAACCCCAUAAAGGCACGAGGCGUGGAACCAAAGUGCGAACGAUCAGAGAAAGGCGCCUGUUUCAAGAAAGAUGUCUGUGGAUCAGGAGAAUGUUUGGAUAGGUGGAAGGCUAAUUUGUGCAAGUGCAAAGGUGGGUUAAUAUCUUCUGAUUGUGGACUUUCACUGCAAUCGAUUUCAGUUGCUGAAAAUGGAUUUGUAACUUACACGAUAUCAGAAAAACACAGAAGAAUGCAAUUAUUAGAGACUUUUUAUGGAGGGAACACCGGGUGGGCGAAGAAAAAUAGCAAAACAUCAGGCAAAGUAAUACCUAAAGUCAACAGCCCAGCAAAAAGUUUGUCAUUCUUUUUUAGGACACACAGAAAAGAUGGUGUCCUAUUUUAUUCAGCAACUGAUAAAUAUUACACUGUUAUCGAACUUCUGGAAGGAAAGGUCUGUUACACAUCAAAACAGAAUACUGUUGUAAAUAUGAGUCAAUCAGAGCAAAAUGACGUGUCGGAUGGAAACUGGCAUAACAUUACUUUGGUGUCAGUUGGAAGAAGUAUUCGCCUGCUUGUUGAUGACAAAAAUGUCGGAGAAGAACUUGAUGCCGCUGGAGUACACGACUUUUUAGAUCCAUAUUUGACUGUCAUAUCGAUUGGAGGAGUUAAACAUGAAUGGGUAACUACAUCAAGCCAAAACAAAUUUGAGGGAUGCUUGGCUAAUUUCUCAAUAAACAAUGAAAUUCAACCAUUCAGUGGCAAUGGCAGCAUAUUCAAAGAGACAGUCCACAGAGGCAAAAUAUUAAACGGAUGUCACAGUGCCUUUGGUGUUGGUGCAGCUCAAAAUCAUCCACUACGCAUUGGCAUAACACUUGUAAUUGUGUUCUUCGUCAUUUUAUUAGUCGCAAUCUCGGUUUCGAUCAUCUUUUAUAGACUUCGUAAGCAGAAAAAAGAAAAAGGUAAUGGAUCUGCAACAAAAGGUAAUAUUGUACACUCCAAGCAGAACGGAGGCCCUGCUAUGUUAAACGCACCAAAUCUUAUAGCUGGCACAAAUGACAGCCUAAUGAACAGAAAUCUUCACAAUAAUGAUACCAGUCUCAAUAGCUAUAUGUCAGAGAAUGCAGAUAUAACGCGCAAUGUAGGCCACAUCGUUGGUCCCGAACUACUUUCAAAGAAAUACAAAGAUAGAGAAAUAAUGAACAUUGAUCCACCAAGACCACAGCGACCUGACAUCAUAGAGCGCGAAGUUGUUGGGAAAAGUCCGGCUCUCCGUGAAGACCACCACCCACCUCCACCGCCAUCAACAAAUACCUCCCACCAUACUCAUGACCACCCAAGUGGUAUGGAUUUAAAUUCUGAAGUUCCCGAACACUACGAUCUAGAAAACGCUAGCUCAAUAGCGCCUUCUGACAUAGACAUUGUUUAUCAUUACAAAGGAUUCCGAGAGGCAGCAGGUGUUAGAAAAUACAAAGCUACUCCACCACCGAUUGCAGGCUACCACCAUAAACAUCAAACUCCUCAGCAUCGUCACUCACCGCAUCAUCCCAGUGGUUAUCCAUCACGCGUACCGCAGGCAGCCCAGCCGCCGCCGCAGCCAAGACAACAUCAAACAACACCAUUAGCACGUUUAUCUCCAAGCAGCGAAUUGAGUCAGCAGCCUCGAAUCUUAACUCUUCAUGAUAUUUCUGGUAAACCGCUGCAGAGUGCUUUAUUAGCAACAACAUCAAGUUCUGGGGGCGUGGGCAAAGAUGCCUUGCAUAGUAACAGCGAAAGAAGUUUGAAUAGCCCUGUCAUGUCACAACUGAGUGGGCAAAGCUCAUCAGCAGGCAGAAAAACCCCCAGCGCCCCUCCACAAGUUCCGCAAGUAGUGUCUGUUGGCUCAGGUGCAGUAGGGCUCACAGCUGAGGAAAUAGAAAGAAUGAAUGCAAGGCAACGGACUUCUAGUUUAGUGUCCACAUUAGAUGCAGUUUCAAGUUCAAGUGAAGCCCCUCGGGGUGGAGGAGUCGGUCACCAUAUGUCACACAGACAUCACUCACCGCCAGACGAUAACAGAAGUUCCACAGGUUCAGAUGAUGAAAGUGGGAACGAUAGUUUUACUUGCUCAGAAAUAGAAUAUGACAACAAUAGUAUAAAUGCCGAUAAGCUAGAAGAUGUUAGAAGACAAAAUGUUAGUAGUGGAAGCAAUCCUAAAAAGCCUAUUCUGCCACCACCGUAUGAAAGUUUUGAUUCAUCGUUCCGAGGGUCACUAAGCACUCUAGUCGCAUCUGAUGAUGAUCUGGCCCCGCACGUUAGCUCAGCACUGUACCGACAGGCAAAUGGUUCCCCCGCUUCAGCCGCACUCGGCUGGGGCCCGGCUGCACUCGAUCUGUUCAACUGGGGACCAAAUUUUGAAAGUAUGAUUGAUGUAUUUAAGGACAUAGCUGAAUUACCCGACUCUGUGAAUGGGAGAAUGUCUUCCUCGCUAAGACUGCAGAACGGCACUCCAAAGCCGUCAGAAGAAUACGUUUAAUGUGUUAGGAUAUUUAGAAUGUAAAUAGUAAUAAAUAUAGUUUUAUAUUUUGUAAAAUAAUUGUUGUGAUCUUGUAUCAAGGUCUCUAUACUUCUUGCCAUAUAUUGUUUAUAUGUUUUCAUAUUAAAUGCCUAUGUGGUGGAUACAUUGUGUAUAAGUUAAAUAAUAAUAAAAAAAAACAAUAUCGUGAAUAAUAAACAUAACUCGGUACGAACUAUUUUGAAGGUUUUAUACAAAAUGUAUUCACAACAUACAUGUGUGGUUUAUAACAGGCGGUGUUGUUCAUCGUCAAUUGAAGCUGGUAAUCUUAAUCUAACAUUGGGAUAUUCAGUAUCCACAAAGUUUUGACAAUCGGGCCUUGGACACCUGUAUCAUAUUACCUAUAAAUUACAGCUUCAACGUGUUAAACCUCGGUGUAAAUAAAGUUUGUAAAUAGAAUACAUAUAAAUAUCUUUAAUAAACAAUGUGUAUGUAAAUAUUGUGUAACAGUGAAUUAUUUUAAGGUCAAACUUUAAAGCAAAAUUGUUGAAGCUCUGACUGAAUUGGUAAAUCAUUGUGUAUCCGUCUCGUGUACAUAAUAUAAAUACGCUUAUUUAAUGGUAUCACCGAAUCCAUGUGAUAAUAAUGUUUGUACUCAUUUCUUUGUUUAAUUGUUCAGUGUCAGUUUUACUUUAAGACGGAAAAUGAAUGUAAGUCAGAGCCUUCGUUCCCGUUAUUGAUUGUAUCGCCAUAUUAUUUAGUAGAGUGCCAAAUGACUUUAAAUAAUUUUAAAUAACUGACUGAUUUCAUAAAUAAAAUAUAAUUUAAA
This is a messenger RNA of Helicoverpa zea (corn earworm), 16151 nucleotides long. It is a transcript of the gene ft, whose product is annotated as cadherin-related tumor suppressor. NCBI's taxonomy places the organism in Eukaryota, Metazoa, Arthropoda, Insecta, Lepidoptera, Noctuidae. Bases 338 to 15343 code for a protein of 5001 amino acids. Gene Ontology annotation, molecular function: calcium ion binding. The record is from RefSeq and is a predicted model, not a curated record. Gene Ontology annotation, cellular component: cell-cell junction; plasma membrane. Gene Ontology annotation, biological process: homophilic cell-cell adhesion. The transcript is spliced from 9 exons.